AUGAUCGGACAAUUGUCUUCUUUCUAUGCACAAUUGCCAUCUACACCUUCAACUUCUACGGCAACCACAUCGACCUCCACUGCUGCUGCUCCUGUACAACCACCGACGAUAAACAUCCAGGCUCGAAAGGAUAGUUUCGUUACUGACAUCAGACCACUUCUGCAGCCCAGCGCAUUCGGCGGUGCACGUGCUAUUAACAACCUUGUUAAUCUCAUCGACGACUUUGGUUCUGAGGAGGUCGAACCUGCCCUGCGAAUGGAAAUCCUCACCAAGAUCUGUGAUAACGCCGCUAAUCAUUACUUUCAGGCCUGGUCAAGGCUGCAAUUCGCCUCUAAUACUGUGCAAAGAUCAUUGACAGGUUACCAGUUGACAGUUGAGUCACUCAAGUCCUCGAAGCUAGGCAAUGGGAAUCGACACUGA
Molecule: messenger RNA, 420 nt
Organism: Suillus discolor
Lineage: Eukaryota; Fungi; Basidiomycota; Agaricomycetes; Boletales; Suillaceae
Exons: 1
Coding region: 1-420 (139 amino acids)
Source: RefSeq, a predicted model, not a curated record